AUGUCCACUCUCACAGACACAUUUCCUCAGACCCAGAGUGACCGUCUCAUUGGACCGUCGGGGGGCACUGUCAAUCAUCUCACCAUGAGGCAGCUGGACGAUCUGUCUGCCGUGGAGGAGUUCAGCUACGCCCAGAUGCCCACGCUGGAGAGAGGAGCUGGUGGGGCUACAAUGGGACGGCGGGGGUGUGUGGAGAGGGACCGACCAGAGAGCUACACGGUGGACGUCAGGGCCAGUGACCUGCAGCUUGCCCACUCUGAGAAGCCCAUGCACCCCUGCCUCAGCUAUAGGACCUGGCUCUACAGUGUUCUCAUUGGGAGCAGUCUGCUGGUCAUGGCUGGCUUCUCUCUCUCCCUGGGCAACGUGUUUCCUGCUGCUAUGGACUACCUGCGCUGUGCUGCAGGCUCGGUGAUUGAGGUGAUAGUAGGAAUCUCGGCUGUGUUUGGCGGUAUCAUCGCUCUCAACAUGGACGCCUUGCUCCUGGGUCCAUACCUGUCUGUCACCUUCUUCUGGAUCUUAGUGGCUUGUUUUCCCAGUGCCAUUGCCAGCCAUGUCGUAGCAGAAUACCCCAACAAGUGUCUGGUGAAUAUGUUGAUUGCCAUCAGCAGUGUGACCUCCCCCCUGCUCUUCUCAGCCUCAGGCUUCCUCUCCUGCAGUGUGCUUAGUUUCAUUGACAUCUUCUUGUAUGAGGUGCCUACAGCUAAGCAAUCAUAUGACAUCCUGCUGCUGAUUCUGUUGGUGUUGCUGCUGGUGCAGGCAGUUCUGACUCUGGCCACUGUGGUGCACUGUGCCCCCUACAAGAGUCAGCUCCACAUGGGGGCUCCAGAGUGGGAUGACAGCCAGCAGCUCCCAGCUCUACACUUAGAGGGACAGCCUUAA
Molecule: messenger RNA, 879 nt
Organism: Salvelinus namaycush (lake trout)
Lineage: Eukaryota; Metazoa; Chordata; Actinopteri; Salmoniformes; Salmonidae
Product: membrane protein MLC1-like
Exons: 7
Coding region: 1-879 (292 amino acids)
Biological process (GO): regulation of response to osmotic stress
Cellular component (GO): cytoplasmic vesicle; endoplasmic reticulum; plasma membrane
Source: RefSeq, a predicted model, not a curated record